UCAGUCUCUUAAUGACCACAGUUUAAAAGUUGACUCUGAGUCUCAGAAAGCCUAUGGCCUGUGGGAAAUCCUUGCUCUCUGUUUCUGUUUCCAUCUAUAAAGUGGAAGGGAUUGGACUCUACUUCUAGAGGGUCUUUCAGCUCCAUGUCUUCUGACUUUUGAUGCUUCAGGAGGUUGUGACAUUCAAGGACGUGGCUGUGGACUUCACCCAGGAGGAGUGGGGGCUCUUGGACCCCUCUCAGAAGGAGCUGUACAAGGAGGUCAUGGUGGAGAAUGCCUGGAACCUGCUCUCCCUGGGACUUCCAGUUCCCAGAGAAGAGGUGACCUCUUAUUUUGAGCAAAGCGAAGCACUGUGGAUGCUGGACCAAGAAGGCCUGAGGUGCUGCUCUGCAGAGAUCAGACUGGAAAUGAAGGAAACUAUGAGAGAUAUUCUGUUAGAAAUUCCAAGCUUAACAAUUCAUGGGUGGAAGUAA
This is a messenger RNA of Sarcophilus harrisii (Tasmanian devil), 473 nucleotides long. Its product is annotated as zinc finger protein 8-like. The transcript has 3 exons. NCBI's taxonomy places the organism in Eukaryota, Metazoa, Chordata, Mammalia, Dasyuromorphia, Dasyuridae. Bases 162 to 473 code for a protein of 103 amino acids. Gene Ontology annotation, biological process: regulation of DNA-templated transcription. The record is from RefSeq and is a predicted model, not a curated record.